Molecule: messenger RNA, 1075 nt
Organism: Cryptococcus amylolentus CBS 6039
Lineage: Eukaryota; Fungi; Basidiomycota; Tremellomycetes; Tremellales; Cryptococcaceae
Exons: 4
Coding region: 38-1054 (338 amino acids)
Biological process (GO): retrograde vesicle-mediated transport, Golgi to endoplasmic reticulum
Cellular component (GO): SNARE complex; endoplasmic reticulum
Molecular function (GO): SNAP receptor activity
Source: RefSeq, a predicted model, not a curated record
ACAACACUGGCCUCCAGAACACCCACCCUUCUCCUCAAUGAUGACAGCGGCUCCACUGUCAACCUCGUACCCUAGCGCCCCGACUCCGGCGGUUCAAAAAGCAGCCUUGGCAGCUGCGUCAAGCCAGCAUGCUCGAACCAAUCUCAUCCGUCUCGUCAAAUCACUCGAGGCAAAAGCAGUGGACAAUGAUUACGACGAGUCUUCAGUGGUGCUCAAGAAAGAAUGGGAGUUGAGUGUAGCUCGGAUCAUUCAUGUAAUCGGGCUCAUUUGUUUGCAGACGGUGCUCUAUGCUCGAGCAUUGCUGGAUCGGCUUCAAUAUGUAAAUGAACAAUCUUCCAGCUCUACAGCUGCGUUCCAAGAUAUUGAUCGCUCUUUACGCACAGUCGAGACGGUCUUUCGCAGGCGGCUGAUGUCGCCAUCUCCUACGCCGUCUUUCAAUCCAGCUCUGAUUGCCUUGCCCAUGUCUCCCUCUUCCUCCAAUCAGACGAAUCCGUCUCCGGUAGACAAAGCCUCACGGACCUCGAACGAUCAUUACGAGGAGUCUCGAACGGCUCCAUCGCCAAGAACACAGCCUACCACAGUCAGAAGCGUCAGACGACGACGGGCUCAAACUGAUGACUAUCUUGCCAAGAUAAACCGAGAAUAUACUACAGGCGACCAUACCAGUCUUUUGCCUCUCAGACUGGAGAAGACCCAAAAGUCAUACGGAAACAGUGGAGCUGGUGAUAGAGAUACUUUGCUGGGAGGUGUCGCGCCGGAAAGCGGUCUUGGGGCCGCUCAAUUGCAUGAAGAGCUUGGGGGCCAGCUUGCCGAUAUGUCGCAUCGGCUGAAACUCAAUGCUGUCCAUUUCUCCAAUUCUCUAGAGAAUGAAAAGCAUCUCAUAGAAGACUCACAAGACGCACUUGAAAAAAAUCUGGCGUCUACCCGUACCAACAAAGAGGGGCUAUCGACCGUAUCGAAAAAGAGUAGGGGAACAACGUGUAUGACCUUUGGCAUCAUCUUGAUGGUGCUUCUGCUCUUCAUGUGGACGUACAUGCUCAUCCGAUUUACUUGAGUGGCACAUGCAACAGGUAGC